AUGUGGGGCCAACCAAAAACUGGUGGGUCACCUGCUGCAGGACUUUUUUGUCCCUGCUUGUUGGGCAAAAGAGGGGAGAAGCAAAAGAAGCAUUUUUAUUUUUUGCUUCUUCUUCUCCGUCGCUCUCUCCCCACUUCUCCCCCUCUCCUCCCUCCUCCGACGAUCGCCGGAGCCUCGCCGGAGAAUGGAGGAGGCGGCGCGGGCGGCGGAGGCGAUGCUCCGGCGGGCGCUCUCCGAGGCGUCCGCGUCCAGGCCCCGCUGGUUGAUUCAGUUUCCUGCUACUGCAGAGUAGACACUGGCCUGAAAACUGUUGUAGGCGCUAGAAAGUUCGUACCUGGUGCAAAACUCUGCCUACAGCCGGAUAUCAAACCCAACGGGCCCCGGCCUAGGAACUCACGCCGCGACAGGUACAAAACCCAAGCACCUUUCUUGCCCGGCCUCCCCGACGAUCUCGCCAUUGCUUGCUUGAUCCGCGUACCGCGAAUCGAGCACCACAACCUUCGGUUAGUCUGUAAAAGAUGGAAUCGCCUUUUGUCUGGGAAUUACUUUUAUUCCUUAAGAAGAAAGCUAGGAAUGGCGGAGGAAUGGGUUUAUGUUUUUAAGAGAGAUCGAGAUGGAAAAAUAUCGUGGCAUGCCUUUGAUCCCACAUAUCAGUUAUGGAAAUCUCUCCCGCCUGUCCCUCCGGAGUACGCAGAAGCCCUUGGGUUUGGUUGUGCCGUUCUGAGUGGCUGCUAUCUCUACUUGUUUGGAGGUAAAGACCCAUUACGAGGUUCGAUGAGGCGAGUAGUCUUUUACAAUGCGCGGACCAACAAAUGGCAUCGAGCACCAGAUAUGCUGAGAAAACGCCAUUUCUUUGGUUCUUGUGUAAUUAACAAUUGCCUCUAUGUUGCUGGUGGGGAGUGUGAAGGGAUUCAGAGAACUCUCCGAUCGGCUGAGUUUUACGAUCCGAACAGAAACAGAUGGACCUUUGUUGGCGAAAUGAACAAUGGAAUGGUUCCAUUUAUUGGGGUUGUCUAUGAUAAUAAAUGGUUUUUAAAGGGGCUUGAUUCUCAUCGCCAGGUAGUUAGUGAAUUCUAUGCGCCGAGUUCCAACUCUUGGUAUACGGCUUCCAACGGAAUGGUCACCGGAUGGCGAAACCCCAGUGUUUCGUUCAACGGGAGGCUUUAUGCUGCUGAUUGUAGGGACGGAUGCAAAAUUAGGGUUUACGAUCGGUCUACCGAUUCCUGGGCCAGGUUCACAGAUAGCAAGCAUCAUUUAGGCAAUUCACGUGCCUUUGAGGCUGCAGCCUUGGUUUCUAUAAAUGGUAAGCUUGGGAUUGUUCGGAACAAUAUGAGUAUUAGUUUAGUCGAUGUAUUGAAUCCAGGAUUGAGUAUAGAAACAAAUAGCGCGCGUGCGUGGGAAACAAUUGCAGUGAAAGGACAGAUUAAGUCCUUCGUCGCGAAUCUGUGGUCGAGCAUUGCGGGGCGGAGCGGGCUGAAGAGCCACAUUGUUCAUUGUCAGGUGCUUCAGGCCCAUCUCAAUUUGCGGGAAUAUGCAGCUGAGAAAUCUUAGUUUCGGAGGUCGAGGUCGAGGACAUCGAUCCUUCUCCUGAUUAGUAUUGGAAAUCAAUGUUUUUGUUCCUUCUAAGAUUCUUGAGUAAAACACAUGGAAAGGUUACCAGGACCACCAACCUCAGAGGUGAAAAUGCUUCACCACUAGCUCAUUCAGAGACACUGAAGAAAGGAAAAAAGAAAGGAAGGGCGAAAGGACGAGCAUGUUUCGCAUCUAAUGCUUGUUUAUGCACGCUGGAGCACUCAAAGCGCGGAGACGUAUUCGUCGCUAAAAUUUGAGAUAGAUCUUGAUCAUGAUCUUGUUUGUCAUAUCAUUGGGUAUACUUCCUGUAUGCCCUAUUUGGUUCCCCUUUUGUUGGUAGAAGAUACUGGGGUACAUUUUCUGAAACUCUUGUUCUUUGUAGACCCUGUUUAUGAAGUAAAUUAGGAUUUUGGUUCUCUCAAAUUCGCUGUAUAUUGCUUUGAAUGAGAAGAAUUGUACUUAUGAUUCGAUAACUAGCAUCACUAAAUCAGAUGCCUUUUGUAAUAUAGCUGAAGUUAAUUUUCGAUUCUGGGGUGAUUUCCUGA
Messenger RNA from Ananas comosus (pineapple), 2117 nucleotides. Its product is annotated as F-box/kelch-repeat protein At1g55270-like. The transcript is spliced from 4 exons. The record is from RefSeq and is a predicted model, not a curated record. Gene Ontology annotation, molecular function: protein binding. The coding region runs from base 1 to 1551 and encodes 516 amino acids. NCBI's taxonomy places the organism in Eukaryota, Viridiplantae, Streptophyta, Magnoliopsida, Poales, Bromeliaceae.